Molecule: messenger RNA, 1470 nt
Organism: Tremella mesenterica DSM 1558
Lineage: Eukaryota; Fungi; Basidiomycota; Tremellomycetes; Tremellales; Tremellaceae
Exons: 4
Coding region: 1-1470 (489 amino acids)
Molecular function (GO): DNA binding
Source: RefSeq, a predicted model, not a curated record
AUGUCCCACUUUCUCCCUUCUGCUGCUCAACAACCAGCCGCCAUCUGUGCUCUUAAGACCCCAGGGGAUGCGAUCAUGAUACUCGAGGCUGCCCGUCAAGGUCUGGUACCCAGGGUAACGAGACGUUUGACAAGUCAUGAGAGGAUGUUGAUCGGACCGGGUACUGUGUGGGUUUGGGAAGAACAGGAAACAAAUAUGCGUCGGUGGACCGAUGGAAGACGAUGGGGAGCUAGUAGGGUAGGCAGUGGUGGAUUUCUCAUCUACACAGAGUCGUCCGACUCUUUACCACCGAUACGAAUGUCAUCCGACUCUCCUCCUCAUUCCACAUCUCAUCCAUAUCUCACUAUAGCCGAACCCCUUCUCAAACAAACCUAUACGGCAACAAUGACCGACCCACACACUUCUAGGCAAAGCAACUUCCACAUCGUAGCCUACUCGUCGAAGCACAACCCUCAGGGAGAAGCGGACAAACCGUUACCUGGACCACAUGAAUUGUAUCAUUUGGCAAGUCUACAAAUACCUCCUGGUAUCUGGCCAGAUCUGGACUCUCGACCUGAUCGCUCGGAUCGUUCUGAUUCUGGGACAAGUUCCGAGUUUGGUGACCGUUCAGAUCGAUGUGACAUUUUGGAACGUUCCAACUCCCUCGGUCCAGUCCGGAGACGCACCACGAGACGUUCAACUCUGUGUUCCCCUGAUGGUAGUAUUGGACGAGCUCGUAGUGAUUCGACUUCUUCAACAUCUUCUGCACCUUUCGAUGGAAGACGUUAUUUCUCACCUCCUAUCGACCCUCGAUCCUUCUACGGAGCUCAAUCCCCUAAUCCGUCGAUCCCUUCCACCCGUAGCGUCAGUCCAUGUCCCAGCAUGGCUUCGUCUCGUAGUUCCCAUAUGAGUCCUGCUUUUGGUGCUCAUCCCUUCUUUCACCCUUACGCCAAUUAUCCUCGUCCUCCACCUCAUGUUCAUCAGCUUCAUCAAGUUUACCAACCUCAGAUUCGUCCUCCGAUGCCUCAUCAAGGAGCUUACUAUGACCCACGAGUCAGGCAACUCCUACCUGCCUUUGUCACUCAACGAGGAAGAGAGUUGGGACCAUUCGAACCUCCACAACAUCCUAUUCAUCAGCUGCCAGGUCCUCGUCGACCAUCACCAGAAAUGGUGCAUCCCACAAUUCAGGGAUUACCUUCGCCAGCUCUCACACCCGAUCGUCGUACCAUACCCCUGCCCAGGACCAAUAAGCUCACUCCGCCAGAGAUGUUUCCCCAUCUGUUGGGCAGGGGUAAUUCUCUGAAAAUGUCCAUCCAAGGAGCAUUACUGAACAGUCCGCACCCCAAGAACGACAUGAGCUCGGGGAUAACCCUCCCGCCCCUUAGGAUAAAUCCGGAGGAGGAGAGGAUCAUCAGAAGAGAGACGGAGAGUCAAGAGAGGAAAGUGCUGGAAGACACUCCGCGGCAAAGUAGUGCAGUGGGAGGAGAAUAG